This is a messenger RNA of Ziziphus jujuba (common jujube), 756 nucleotides long. Its product is annotated as large ribosomal subunit protein eL24-like. The transcript is spliced from 5 exons. Gene Ontology annotation, cellular component: cytosolic large ribosomal subunit. Lineage: Eukaryota; Viridiplantae; Streptophyta; Magnoliopsida; Rosales; Rhamnaceae. Bases 145 to 636 code for a protein of 163 amino acids. Gene Ontology annotation, biological process: cytoplasmic translation. Gene Ontology annotation, molecular function: mRNA binding; structural constituent of ribosome. The record is from RefSeq and is a predicted model, not a curated record.
ACGCUGAAAUACGAAAGCCCCCGCAGCGAGGCAUGUUUAAAUAACUCGAAUCGUUCGCUUUGAGUUGCUGGGGGCGGGUUGUUUUUAGGGUUUAUAACACUCGGAAGAUCCGUAGGACGGCAACACCAGCAUUAGCUGUCAGCUAUGGUUCUCAAGACUGAACUGUGCCGUUUCAGCGGUGCCAAGAUAUACCCUGGUAAGGGUAUCAGAUUCAUUCGCUCUGAUUCUCAGGUCUUCCUCUUUGCUAAUUCAAAAUGCAAGAGGUAUUUUCAUAACCGCUUGAAGCCUUCCAAGCUUACCUGGACAGCAAUGUACAGAAAACAGCAUAAGAAGGACAUUGCGGCUGAAGCUGUGAAGAAGAAGCGCCGUGCCACCAAGAAGCCUUAUUCAAGGUCCAUAGUUGGUGCCACAUUGGAAGUUAUACAAAAGAAAAGAUCCGAGAAGCCAGAGGUCAGAGAUGCAGCUCGUGAAGCCGCACUCCGUGAAAUUAAGGAGAGGAUAAAAAAAACCAAGGAUGAGAAGAAGGCUAAGAAAGCAGAGUUGGCCAAGGCACAGAAGUCUCAGACCAAGGGUAACGUGACAAAGGUUGCAGCCCCAAAGGGCCCUAAGCUUGGAGGUGGUGGUGGGAAGCGGUGAUUUUCAUUCUAACAUCAUGUCCCUAUACUCUUCUUGCUGUUGUUUAAUCUAUUCACAUUUUUUCCUUAUAUCAUCUAUGGAUUAAUUAACCUUGAAGGCAAAUCACUUUAAUUUUUUGGA